UUAACGUUUCCAUAUGGUAAAGUAUACUUAGGUUCCCAUAUAGCUAUAUGUUAAUGGUCUACACAUGGGCUGGUGGUAACGCAGUAGAAAGGGGGGGGGGUCCAUAACAUAAGCCAGUGUCUCUUUAAAAAAAAAUUGAAGUUUCUUGUUGUAUUCUGGAAUGAGGUCAGACACGAGGCUCCUCAUUGCACGCGCUGAUUAUUAUUAGAUUCCAUUUUUGGCCAAUCAGCGCUGAAGGGGGCGUGUGUUUGGCUCAGAGGCAGGGUAGUGACAGCGUGCCAUUGGUGGAUUUUUAUCGCCGUUGUAUCUCGGGAAGGGAUAAAUGCAAGCAAGGGGGGCCGGGUCUGGAGGGCUGCUUGAAACUCGACUGCAGGUCUGCAGAUGGAAGGCGGACAGUGUAACUCGCUCUAGGUUUCUUUUUUUCCUCCCCACCAUGCAUGACUUUUGUUUCUAGGAGAGGGGACAGAGUUGAUGCAGAGAAAAGCACUUACUUUACACACUGUACUUGGGAGCCAUUUGUAAGUGCCCGAGCGCACAGUGUGGCACUCAGUCUGCGCUCUGCAGCUGCAUAGACUAUGUUCAGUCACCACACGGCUGAAUUGAUUUUAUAACACAGAAGGAAGAGACUGAGAGAGACUGAUAACAGGGUACACAGUGGAGAGUGGGCUAUACUGUCUGUGCUGUUUCAACACCUACAGAACCUGGAAAUUAAACUUUUUUUUUUUUUUUUUUUUUUUUUUUUUUAACACAUCCAGCCUUUUAAGGCUACUCUGGACUGAACUGUUGCCGAGUUUACUGCACAUCUCAGGAGUGAAUUAUUUCUUGCGCUUUUUUCUACUGAGCUCAAACUGUGAAGAGGGGGAGAAAAUAGCUGAGUUUGCUUUAAAGUGAAUUGGAGGACCAAGGAGAGAGGGAGAGAAGGAGCAAGUACACCGCUCUCCCUCUGUGUAACUGGGCAGCAUGGUGCAGAAAAUGAGCCACACAGAGAGCACCGCCGAGGCGCUGUCCUUUUUCGCUGGGGAUUCGAGCUCCGACUCCGGGGCGUGCAUGGAUCUGGACCCGGCCGCCUCGCCUCUCUCCCCGGGCUCCACAGCUUCUUCGACCGGGGACAAGCUGGGAGACAACCCGGCAUGGUGUAAAACUCCAAGCGGCCAUAUCAAGAGACCCAUGAACGCAUUUAUGGUGUGGUCACAGAUAGAGAGGAGAAAGAUCAUGGAACAGUCUCCGGACAUGCACAACGCUGAGAUCUCCAAGAGGCUGGGCAAGCGGUGGAAGCUGCUCAGAGACAGCGACAAGAUCCCCUUCAUCAGAGAGGCGGAGCGGCUCAGACUCAAGCACAUGGCGGACUAUCCCGACUACAAGUACCGGCCGAGGAAGAAGGUAAAAUCAAGCGCCUCUAAGCCUGGCAGUAAUGGAGACAAGGGAGAGAAACUCAACAGUAGCUCUAACAACACCAGCACUAAGACAUCCUCAUCUUCGAGGAAGAAUGGAUCCAAAUCACCCAGCAGCAGCAAACCCCACAAAUCACUUUUCGGGAGCAGCAGCAGUAGCACCAAAGCAUCACCGUUUGCCUCUGAGCACCCAUCAGAGCACCAUCACAACUCUCUCUACAAGUCGAAAUCUGUCUCCUCAGCAGCCAAGCAGAUACCGGAUGGCAAGAAGCCCAAGCGGGUGUACGUCUUCGGGAGCAGCGCGGCCAGCUUGAGCGUCAGCCCCACGUCCUCCGUCGUAGUCCCGGCCAGCCCGACGCUCAGCAGCUCGGCGGACUCCAGCGAUCCGCUCAGCCUGUACGAGGACUCGGCCAGCGGCAGGGAGGAGGGAGCCGAGUCCCCCAGCAGCAGCAGCAGCAGCAGCAGCAGCAGCAGCAGCAGCAGCCUGGGCGGGUCUUCAGAGCGCCACGGCGGGCACACAUACAGCAGUCGGCGGGCUUCCUCACCGACUCCCUCCGGCUCUCACUCCUCGGCCUCGUCCCACUCGUCCUCCUCCUCUUCCUCGGAGGAUGAAGAGUUUGAGGACGACUUGCUCGACAUUAACCCGAGCCCCAGCUUCGAUAGCAUGUCGCUGGGGAGCUUUGGCUCCUCGGUGCUGGACAGAGACUUGGAUUUGAACUUUGAGUCCGGCUCCGGGGGCUCCCACUUCGAGUUCCCCGACUACUGCACGCCCGAAGUCAGCGAGAUGAUCUCCGGGGACUGGCUGGAGUCCACCAUCUCCAACCUGGUGUUCACUUACUGAGUGAGCAAAGUGCAGACGACGACAGGUAAUGUCCUGCGCGUAGAAAUAUGACCACAAACAAACAGGGGUUCCUGGUACAGUGGGUGUACUAAUAGUUUGUGUUAUAACUACACCAGACUAGUAAAGCCCCACUGAAACUACCCCCCGUCCCUUCUCGUCCAUAAAAGCAAACGAUGCAAGUCCUUGGAAAGCUAAACUUUAAAGCGAAUAACUUGCUUUUUGUACUUUUCUUUGGAUGCGUGGACUGUGGGACUUGGUACAACCACGAAAGUGGAGGGAGUGCAAAACAAGGGGAGAAACGAGGAGAGACAGACAGGGUUUCUUGUGAAACGCUUCGUCCUGGACUGUUUUGAACUGAACAACUUAACUGUGAUUGAUUUGCACGUAAUGCGGUCCGCCGUUCACUUAAUCAAUGUUGUUGCUGACUUAAAAAAAAGGGACAUUUCACAACUUUUUACCAAUCGCCAAGUGAACUUCACCACUAAAAAGGUACAGAAAUAGGACUGUCGUGCGACAUUUUUAUUGUGGUGUGUCACCGAAAGGAAUUUUUAAUGAAACCGAGGUGGGUUGAUGUUUUUUAAAAGUCGAAUAUUUUCUCAAAAGCAAAAAACAUGUUAAGCAUGAUAGCCUACUUUGUUCCUAUCUUGUGCUGAGAUUUCCUGUAAGACUGUCGAGCAGUUAAAAAAAAAAAAAAAACUAGUAUUAGGAUUAUUUAAAUGGAUAGGUGGCGCUCGCUUCGGUUCUUCUCUUUAAAAAAAAAAAAAAAAAAAAAAAAAAAUGGACAUUGAAAUAAUCACCAGCUGUUGUAAUUUUUCAGACUUCAGGAUUCAAACGCAACUUCAAAUCUGUGCUGAACUUUAUACACGUGUUCUCUACGAUUCAGGACCAAAAUUCUUUAAUGUUGAUUUCAGAUGAUAGUUAUAGAAAUCCUCACCGAUUUUUUUUCAUCCUCUGAGCUUUGUUUUGUACAUGUAUUCAGAUGCCAUUUUAUAUGGGAUGUUGUAUUUAUAUACUGGGCCAAGCGUUUUUGACUUGAUCAUUUUUUUUAUUUCUUGUAUACAUGAUCUAAUCCUGUUUUUGUUUUUUUCUUACACGGUUGUUUGUCUGUAUGUCUGUGUCUGUCACAUUUCCUUCUCAGGCGAAGGGCUAGAGUUUUAAAAACACACAACUUUUGAUUUCUUUUUAUAUUUAAAUGUACACACUUUUUGGACACUUAAAAGAGAGGAAACAGUUUGAUUAUUUUCUCAGUGUAUUUUUGUACAAAUCUAUAUAGAAGAUGGGGGAGUCAACAAUCGGUGUGUGUAGCCUACUAAUACAGCUGUAUUGGAUUUCCUAAUUUUUAAUACCCCGGCAGGCUGGUUUUCAUGCUGCCUUCAAGUGCUCAAGGCUCGUACGUAUGCUAUUUUGUUGCCUGUUCAAAUGCUUUUGUAAGGACAGCCAGCAAAACAGACCUUAUAUCACUAUGUUGCCUAAUGUUUGACUUUAAAAAGUAAAGGCACCAACCUACUUUUUACUUAUGUGACCGAGCAGAGGAGAUAAUAUGAAUCAGGUAUGUAAUUGGUGUUUCAAUCCACUAAUUUGGCAAAGUUUGUUUGACUCUUACCAGCAAUUACUGACAAGACCUCUUUGAUGUCCAAUGCCUGCACAUCAUGUGUUGUCAGCAGGGGCACGAGAUACUUAACGACGCAGUUAUGAGGAUGCAAUUACGAUUUUCCCGACAGCACUUGAAGGCAGCACCAGCCUUUGUAUCAGCCUACCUUCUACGUUUACAGUGCUGGUCUACAGGCUCCUUAAAGACACAGGAACGCAUUAUUUAUAGAGGCUGUUCCUGUGGACCCUGUGGGUUUAACAGCAUCACUAUCUUCAGCAGCCACUUGUUUUUUUGUUGUUUUUUGUUUGUUUGUUUGUUUGUUUUUGUUUUUUUUUAGCAUUUCCAGUCAGAUAUCUUGCCUAUGACAACAAAUGAGGAGAUUGUAGCUUUAAAUUUGACUUAUUUCUUGAUGUUUUCAUUAAUUGAUGUCAAAUUUGCCAAUCAACCACUGGAUUGAACAGGCUAUCAAUAUAGCAAGCAAGCAACAAGGAUGACAACAUCAAGCAUAUUCAAAUUUCUGACUUGAGUUCCGCAACACCUACUUGUACUGCGUUUCUCAUUGUAUUUGAAUAUAUAAUCUUUUCUACUUGUCGGCUAACUAUUAGCUAAUAAUUGUUUUAGUAUCUUUAUGGCAUGGUGAAUAGCAUUUGUAUUUCAGAUUCAGGUUAUUAGCUGUUGUGUUUUUCAGAAAAAAUGAAAAAAUGAGGAAAAAACGAUGAAACGUGAACUCGAUCUUUGUAUAUUUGACUGUAUCAUAAAGCAAAAAGAUUGUGUGUUUAUGUAUGUUGUUGCUAUCGAGGACAGGCACUGUCUAGAACUGCUAUCUUUUACACAUCCUUACUUACAUUUAAGGUGGUCAGUUCAGGACUCUUUUUUUAUAUAUAUAUGAAAGCAUUUUUAAAUAUAUUAACUUUAUUUUUCAUCCAUCCUGUGCAAUAUGCUGUGUAGAAUUAUCAUUUAUUGUCUCUAAUCAUGCCAUAAACAAAGGGCCCACCCUUUUUUUGAGACUCAGAGAAAGGGGGGGGAAACUCAUGCCAGCUAAAUUGUGUCCAUUCACUGCCUGUCAGAUUGUUGAUAUAAACUUGUGUACAGAACUUUUUCAAGGAAGGAUAAUAAAUAUCAGCUGGAACUGAAA
Molecule: messenger RNA, 4958 nt
Organism: Seriola aureovittata
Lineage: Eukaryota; Metazoa; Chordata; Actinopteri; Carangiformes; Carangidae
Gene: sox4b
Product: SRY-box transcription factor 4b
Exons: 1
Coding region: 961-2232 (423 amino acids)
Biological process (GO): anatomical structure morphogenesis; cell differentiation; positive regulation of transcription by RNA polymerase II
Molecular function (GO): DNA-binding transcription activator activity, RNA polymerase II-specific; RNA polymerase II cis-regulatory region sequence-specific DNA binding
Source: RefSeq, a predicted model, not a curated record